Messenger RNA from Pseudonaja textilis, 753 nucleotides. The record is from RefSeq and is a predicted model, not a curated record. NCBI's taxonomy places the organism in Eukaryota, Metazoa, Chordata, Lepidosauria, Squamata, Elapidae.
UUGAAACAGAUAUUCUGUGAUGCUAAGCAAAUCAUCCAGGCCACAGACUUAUUGGACUGGGAGGAUAAAGAUGUUGCAGAUACUUUGGUUGCUAGUGUAGUCCAUUCUCGGAUCGUCAAUCCGUUACGCCUUUUUGUAAAGCCCUCUCCAACAAUGAAACAUGGGCGGAUGCCAUAUUCAGACAACACAGACAACUUUUGGGAUUGGCUAUCCAAUAUCACUGAAGUUCAGGAAUCUCUGGCACGAACUAAACGCAGACCAAUUGUGAAAACUGGAAAGUUUAAAAAAAUGUUUGGAUGGGGCGACUUCCAUUCUAACAUCAAAACUGUGAAGUUGAAUCUUCUGAUAACAGGGAAGAUUGUCGAUCACGGCAAUGGAACCUUUAGUGUUUAUUUCCGGCACAAUUCAACAGGCCUUGGGAAUGUUUCUGUAAGCCUGGUGCCACCUUCCAAGGUGGUGGAAUUUGAAUCUUCCCCUCAAUCAACUCUAGAGACUAAGGAAUCCAAGUCUUUCAACUGCCGAAUUGAAUAUGAGAAAACUGACAGGGCUAAGAAAACUGCACUGUGUAACUUUGACCCUUCAAAAAUCUGCUACCAAGAGCAGACCCAAAGCCAUGUGUCCUGGUUAUGUUCUAAACCAUUUAAGGUCAUCUGUAUUUAUAUUGCUUUCUACAGUGUUGAUUACAAACUAGUGCAGAAGGUCUGCCCUGAUUACAACUACCACAGUGAGACACCAUAUUUAUCCUCUGGAUGA